Pleurotus ostreatus (oyster mushroom) is the source of this 3273-nucleotide messenger RNA. RefSeq lists its product as uncharacterized. The transcript is spliced from 13 exons. The coding region runs from base 1 to 3273 and encodes 1090 amino acids. The record is from RefSeq and is a predicted model, not a curated record. Gene Ontology annotation, molecular function: zinc ion binding; DNA binding; DNA-binding transcription factor activity, RNA polymerase II-specific. Lineage: Eukaryota; Fungi; Basidiomycota; Agaricomycetes; Agaricales; Pleurotaceae. Gene Ontology annotation, biological process: regulation of DNA-templated transcription; DNA-templated transcription.
AUGCCCGUCGAUCCUACAAAACCAACUCCGUCGAGGCGCCCCCAACGCAAGAUCACGGAGGAGGAGUUGAGAGACAUCGAACUUAAACGCAUACGUGGCGAACUAUCUUGUGCUGAGUGUCGACGUCUCAAACUGCGAUGCGACAAGAAGGUCCCUUGUUCCUCUUGCGUCCGCAGAGGAUGUGAAUCCAUCUGCCCUUGUGGCAUUCUCUCUGCGGGACAGGGGACCCGUUUCAUACUUGCAGAUACGCAGCAACUCCACCGCAAAAUUUCAGAGAUGUCGAACCGAAUCCGCGCGCUCGAAGACGCUUUAGCGAUCAUGCAUGGAACUACUUCGUCAGAACGACAUCCUCUACUCUCUGACGACUUGCUCAAGAUCAAGUUCGGGGCAGAGGCCCUCAGGAGUGACAGCACCCAGAAACCCAAUGGGCAGGGCGGCGAAGAACAAGAAAACAUAGACGCUCUAGGGACACUCACUCUCGAUGACAAAUCCGGUGAAGUGAAGUACUUUGGUCGCUCGGCGGGCAGCGAGACGCUGCUUAUGGCGAACGAAGAAUGGUCUGCACCAUCUGCGGAAGACGGCGAUGCAUUCGACGACGAGGACGUCAACGAGACAGACAAUUUAUUCCCUCCAUUCAACCCCUCCCGCCAACAUCUCUUGGAUCUUUUGUACGCUUACCUACCGGCCUAUCCCCGCGCUCAUGAGCUGUCGGAAAGCUACCUACAGCACGCUACCUACUUCUUCCGGCCGAUCAAACGAGAUGAGCUUUUGGGCGAGGCGACUACAUUACCUGGCAUGUCUGCCGACUCUCAGGAAACGGCGCCCACGCCUCCAGCUACCCCAGCAGCACACCCAACAUUGGAUCCCGACCCCGAUCCAUCCGCGCCUCAUAAUCUAGCUACUAUAUUCAUGAUCCUCGCUCUUGGGGCUCUCCUAGACAUCAACAAGCCGCCAUACAAUGCUGAAGCCGAGAGAUAUUAUACGCUCGGCAAAGCAGCCCUCUCCCUUCGCACCAUCUUUGACUUCCCUCAUAUCCGGACUGUACAGGCAGUCGGGUUGAUGGCUACGUACCAUUCUAUGGCUGGCAAGAAAUAUACGAGAGAUAGCGCAUGGGGGCUAAUGAGUUUGGCAGCGAAGUUGUCGCAGAGCCUCGGUUUGCAUCGAGACAGCGCAAGGUGGAACUUCGACCCCACCACCGUCCAACGUAGACGUGCCCUCUUCUGGGAGAUAUUUGCCGCCGAUGUAUCCCAUAGCCUUGCCCUUGGUCGCCCACCAGCCAUCCACCUCUCGUACGUAGACUGCGAGUUUCCCAUCGACGAAGAAGCUACGCUCAGCGAUGCGCAAGAGGUGCAAUAUGGAUUUUGGCGCAUGAAACACACCUUCGCCCGAGAUAUUUUCAAUGCCGUGGCGGAGGCGACGUUAACCGCGAAGUCUCCAUCCUACUCGACGGUUCUCGACCUCGAUCGCAAAGUACGGGAGCUAUCCUUCCCUGCGGCGUUCAAACCAUACGUCAGCAAGGAGGACGGUGAAGAAGAGUACUAUAGCAGCUCACUGAGCCUGAGGGGAUUCUACGCCAGCCAGCACAGGACCGUUACCAUGUUGUAUCUUCACAGAAGUUUCUUUGCGCAGGCCAUGCUGGAUCACCCCUCUAAUCCACUUCUCAGCCCGUUUGCACCGUCUUUCCUAACUGCCUAUCGGUGUGCAUCUAUUAUCAUCAAGGCGACGGCCCAUCAGUACGAUAGAUGUGCAAGGAUGGCCAUGAGGGUGUGGUUCUUGCUUUAUCACACCUUUUCUGCCGCCGUGAUUGUCGGCACUGUUGUGACGCAUUCUCCGAACUCCCCGAUGGCAACGAGCGCACUUCAAGAUCUCGACCUAGCUGUUGAAUUAUUUGACAAGGCGUCAGCAGUGUCAAGACGAGCAAGAAUCGCUCUGGCAACUACACCAAGUGGCUAUGUGAGUCCAUUGGGCGUAUUCGGUAGCCCUCCCAGCGCCUUCAAGUCCCCUCACGCUGAGGGAAGCGAUGACGACGGUGGAGAUGAACUCGCGAUCUUCGGUGGCCAGAAGAGGGUCUUAACGAGGAAACACCGACACGCGCACAGCACCAGUUCAGCCUCCCCAUCGAUUCCUAGCGACAAGAAUAGCCCUCGGUUAGCAUCGUAUAACAACUCGCCUAGCCCACCCAGCACUAGUGCCGCGUCUCCGUCAUCUGCGACAACAACGCACGGUGAAGCAGCGACAGUCUCUCUCAGCGAUUCUCAGCCCACGAAUGUCCAUCCCUCAUUGAUGGAGUAUCUCUCCGAUACAAAUAUGUUCGGCUUGGAAUCGAUGGGAGGAGCACAUGGUAGUAACCGCGGAAACCCAUUUGCGGGGCCCAACGCUAGCCUCAGUAUGGGCGGAGGACCUUCCCAUGCCAGUAGUAGCGCUUCGGUCAUGCAAGGGGUUGAGAUGGGCUCGGCCAGAGGCGUGCCGUCUGCGCCUCCCCUCACCAUGAUGGAUCCCCUGCAGGAGGUAUCAACGGGAAACAGUUCGCACGUCAACGGAGGGAUGGGUGAAAUGUACCAAAGCGUCAUGUCGUAUCUCGCCAAUCGUUCAUUCGGAGGGAACGCCCUGAGUGGGCAACUAUCGCCUCCGCUUCCUCGCCCGGUGGAGCACGUUCAGCAGCAACCCCAUCAUCAGCAUUUUACGCCCUCUCAGCCCUCGUCCGCUCUUCAGUCUAGGAGGCCUAGCCAGUCCCCGUCUGCUCCGGGUUCCACCCUGAGUUCUCCAGGGACUCCGUGGUCUGUUAUCUCGGCGUUGUCUACUAUCAACACUAGCAGUCCGUCCACAGCGCUGAGUUCGCCCAUGUGGGCUCAAACGCAUGACACCAGCGUCCCAGCGUCGCCUGCUGUACUCCAAGGAAUGGUCAGCCCCAACUAUAUGCGCAGCGAGUUGCUGGGCUAUGCUGGUUCUCUCGGAUCCACACAUCGCCAACCGCAACAACCAGCCCGGCAGACCCAGCCAACUCCAGGAUUCCCCGGAUUCAAUGGCCGUAUUGAUGCAAGUAUAUUCGGUAAUAUGUACGCCGAAACACAGAUGGGUCGCCCCGCAUUUGGCGUCCACGAGCGUGCGCCGAAUGGAAGCGGAAUGAUGGCUGUUGAUCCUCGCGAAGAUAUGGUUGAGAUGGGAUUGUCGACGGAAUCUGGGAUGGAUGCUGGCUGGAUGUCCUUCAUGCAUAAUGCCGGCAUCAUGGAAUAUAACGGUCCCGGUGGCGGGCAACAUCAGAUGCCACUGUGA